Panicum hallii is the source of this 2184-nucleotide messenger RNA. Its product is annotated as probable sugar phosphate/phosphate translocator At3g14410. Lineage: Eukaryota; Viridiplantae; Streptophyta; Magnoliopsida; Poales; Poaceae. Gene Ontology annotation, molecular function: antiporter activity. The record is from RefSeq and is a predicted model, not a curated record. Gene Ontology annotation, cellular component: endosome; Golgi apparatus; trans-Golgi network. The transcript has 8 exons. Bases 303 to 1739 code for a protein of 478 amino acids.
UUUUUCUUGGUCGACGUGUCUGUCAUGGCACGCACCACCGUUUGCCGCUACGUACAUUGCUGGAGGCAGUCGUGAUGGAGGGCUCUUGUCGGUGUGGAAAGGAACGGCCUGACACGUUGCAUAGUUUUUGUACCCACAUGAAACAUUUCAGUCGGGAUCUGUGGAAACUGGGACGGAGCCUGGAGAAUCUGUCCCGAUAAAAGCCAAGGAUUGGCGCACCCCGAAGUGACGAUUUGAUUCGCACGGGUGGCCGCCGUGGAAGAACUGCCGGCUAGACGGCACCUCACCGGCUCACCGUUUCCAUGGAGCCGGCCGGCGCACGCGUGCAAGUACAGUACAGUAUCGUGCCGACGAUGUCGUGCGUGCCCACCUUUGACUGGCCUAAUUUUGACUUCCCAAAGCAACGCAAAGCGAAGGCGGGUCGUGGGCCAGGCCACGCGCGGCCAGCAGGGCCCACACGCAGCGACCCAGCCGGGGGGAGGCCGAGGCGGUGGCCGGCGCGGCGCACGCCAACAUCCCCCUCCCGGAUCUCCUCCUCUCCCACCCUCCCUCCCUCCAUUCCCAAUCACGAGGCGCCCAGUGCUAGUGCACACCCCCAGCGCGUCCACCACCGCCGCCAGGCACGGCGAGGCGAGGCGAGCUCACGGGGUUGCCGCGGUCCGGACCCCAUGGAGAGGAGUAGUAAUGGCGGGAGCGGGAAGCCGCCGGUGACGGAGAGCAAGGCGGCGUGGAGGGACGGCGCCGUCACCUACUUCCACCUCCUCUUCUACAUCGCCAUCUCCGGCGGCCAGAUCUUCUUCAACAAGUGGGUCUUAUCCUCAAAAGAGAUCAACUUCCCCUAUCCAGUGGCACUGACUCUGCUCCACAUGGUCUUCUCAUCUGUAGUGUGCUUUGCAAUUACGAAAGUUUUCAAGAUCAUAAAGAUUGAGGAGGGAAUGACUACAGAUAUAUACAUCAAUUCAGUUAUUCCAAUUGGAGCAAUGUUCGCAAUGACACUUUGGCUUGGGAACAGUGCAUACCUCUACAUAUCUGUCGCGUUUGCACAGAUGUUGAAGGCAAUAAUGCCUGUAGCCGUGUUUCUCCUCGGAGCAGCAUUCGGCCUAGAAGAAAUGAGCUAUAAAAUGCUUGCUAUCAUGUCUGUCAUCAGCGUCGGAGUUAUUGUGGCUUCUGUUGGUGAAAUUACAAUUAGUUGGAUUGGAGUAGUUUACCAGAUGGGUGGAGUUGUUGCAGAAGCCUUAAGACUUAUCUUCAUUGAGAUAUUUCUGAAGAAAAAGGGCGUCAAGCUGAACUUGAUAUCCAUGAUGUACUAUGUUAGCCCUUGCAGUGCUCUGUGCCUCUUUAUUCCCUGGUUGUUCUUAGAGAAGCCAAAGAUGGAUGAUAGUAUUUCGUGGAACUUCCCACCAUUUACAUUGUUCUUAAACUGCCUGUGCACUUUCGUACUCAAUAUGUCGGUUUUCCUUGUGAUAUCUCGGACUAGUGCACUGACAGCACGUGUGACUGGAGUCGUGAGGGAUUGGUCUGUAGUCCUGCUGUCAGCUGCCAUCUUUGCUGAUACACAGCUUACCUUCAUAAACAUAUUUGGUUAUGCCAUAGCCAUAGCAGGUGUUGUUGCAUAUAACAAUCACAAGCUCAAGGUGAAACCUCAAGCAAACCCACAGCAGGGUGAUGAGAACAAGGUCAGCCCAGGAAACCCUCGAGAUGUUGAGAUAUCAAUGAACUCUACAAAAGAAGCUUCAUAGCACCAAAAGUAGCAAGACUCUGAAACAGUUUUCUUUUUCAGAAAGGAGAAUUGCGCUCUUGCUUUUGUUGGUUGGCCAGCUCUCCUUGGACUAUACAUUCUUUUUUCUUCCCACCAAUCGUCAGGGAAGACAUUUUGUACAAUAAUAUGCUCAAGAAGUCAAGAUAAUACACUCCCAUCGCAUUUGUACUAUUGUUGCUCAAAACGGUGGGAGCAUGCCAUACAGAUGAAAAUUAGGCCAUGUAAAUUUUUCGUAUUUUUGGAACUGCUGUAGCAACACAUCAGGUGCUCCAAAAGAGGCAGCCCUGAAUCCUUCUUUGUACUUGGUUGACUGGGGAUCAUGGGAACUAAGAUGUUACCUGUAUAUGUAGUAUGUUUGCAACUUGCAAGGACAAUAUGUAAUUUUGGCAUAUCAAAGAAUGUGAAAUGUUGAUAGUUUGUUUGAA